Messenger RNA from Ceratosolen solmsi marchali, 650 nucleotides. RefSeq lists its product as uncharacterized. The transcript has 5 exons. Bases 15 to 611 code for a protein of 198 amino acids. Gene Ontology annotation, cellular component: nucleus; cytoplasm. The record is from RefSeq and is a predicted model, not a curated record. NCBI's taxonomy places the organism in Eukaryota, Metazoa, Arthropoda, Insecta, Hymenoptera, Agaonidae.
AAAAGAAAGCUGAUAUGGAGAAAAAGUUACUCAAGUGCCUUGUCGACUUUUACUCGAAAUUAGCAUGUCUGGACAAUAAUUGGAAGGAACUAUCGAAGAGCAAUGAAAAGGUAUUAAACGCUUUGAGAAACCAAGUUGAGCAACUUCGUCAUGUAACAAGCUCGGAGGUCGACAAUGCAGAGCUCUUUAAAAUCGAGGGGCUACGCGAUCAAUUAAUUUUCAAAAUACACGCGGGAAUCGAUGAGGAGAUCGUUGCUAUUUAUGAUACUCUUACGCAGUUGAACAAUGAUACUCAGGAUUUGAAAAAUAGAUUGAUAAAUCUUGAGAGAACCCGAAGCAAAUUAUCGCUGGAUCACGAAAACAUGAGUGAGCUGGUGAAUGGGACAACUCGCAGACCCAAGUUGAAUUUACUUCUUGAGUGGGCGAUUGACGCCUGCGAUUACUAUCAAAAUAUAUAUUACCGUAUAAAUAACAGCUUAAAAGCACUAGACUAUAAGGAUGAACAGAGCAUCCAAAAACUUGCCGGAUCAUUUAUUGAAAAAGAAAUGCCGAGGACGAAGAUCGAUCGUAUUUUGGCAUACACACAGUUCCUAGCUCAAGAAACCUGUUAACAAUUAUAUAGAUUUUUUUAUUUAAUUUUUUUUUUUUUU